GAGAGGUAUCAAUGAAACAUCUGUAGCCACGUCCACAUACUUGCUGUACUCUCUUUGCCUAUCGGAGGCCACCGUUUGAGUUUCCCAGCUAUGGGAGCACACUGUAGGGGAGCGAACCAAAGGAUCACAGCCUUGCGGUGCUGCGAAGUACUGCAUACGGCGUAAAUGGUUCAAAGGUAGCCUUGAAGCCAUGACCCCAGUGCGAUGUUACCAUUGUUAUACCUAUUACACAGAUCCUUUUGAGUACAACGAUGAGCUGGAACCUUGCGGCCAGAAGACGAAGCCGACAUCACACACUAUCGAAUCUUGUCCACUGGAAGAUUAGCAGCAAGACGACAAAUGCUUACGCUGAGACAUGCUGUGGGCCGAGGAGCGACACAGCUUCCCUCAAUGAUGGAAUCGAUCUCUUUGUACAACGAAUCUGCAAAGAGAUGAUAAAAUAUGAGGCAACAACCAGAGAGGUUUUGAAUUCACUUCUCGUCAAGCGCUCAGUGGAAGGCUACUUGAGUCUGCAGCUAGAGCUUUCUACUGCAAUAAUCACUUUCCUGAAGUCAAUGACACCUCAAACGACCACAGAUGACCUUGUGGACAAAGUAUUUCGCCAGUUCAAGAUAGACACCACGAGUGGUGAGCCCUAUAAGAAUAUCAUGAGACAUUUCGUGUUUGCCACAAUAGGUUGGUCUACCCUCUUAUAUACGGCAGAUAUGGGUCCAACUAGUAGCGAUUUUGCGAUUAGUGGAGACACAUUACGGACUAAACCCAGUAGAAAAGGGAGCUUGGAACAAUCUUCUCAAAGACCCGUGGGGGCUUUACUGAGAAGCUUUGGUGUGAUGCCAAUUACAUGCCCACCAGGAACAGAUCGGUCAGACGGCCAACCAACGCUGCUCGCAGUGACCCAUCUGAACUUCUUCUCCCUUUCUAAACUCGGCGAUGUAACUCUCUUAUGGACCGACGACCUAUCCAAGCAUUGUGAAUUCGAUCGGUACAGCCGAGAAAAGACUCUGAAGCUGUUUCGCUGGCCCUCUGUCUGUGCUAGAGUAUGCCUUUCAAAAGAUGAAGCGACUCUGAUUGACCUACUGUACAAAAGUCACUUAUGUCAGCACGGGUGUAGAAACGGCAACGGUAUGGUAGCCAAAGCAUACUUGAGCGAAGUUCUACUCAGCUAUCGCUUAUUGUUCGGCCAACAUUUUCCAUCACGGCAAUUGUACAGAAGAAAAGAGCGAAAGGGCGCAAAAUUCGAAGGCUCAAUCGAUCCUCUCCUAGAUACACUCUGCGGAGACAAAGACAUUAAUGACUUUGAUGGAACCAAAGCGCUCAUUCGGGAGCGAGGUGUCUAUAAUGCUCGAAUUAAUUUCCCACACCUCGGAGCCCGCCUGUUGGAACUAGAGAACUAUAGUAUAAAUCAGAGACCACGCAACCUAUCAGAAGUCUGGAACGAUGAGCGUGAUCCUGAGCGACUUCUUACUUUCAGGGCAGUACUAGUCGUUGGAGCUUUAUCCAUAUUACUGAGCUUUGUUCAGGUGUUAGUUGGCAUCGCACAGAUUGUGAUGUCAUCAAGAAGCAGAUAAAGAUCCUCGCGAAGCACGACGGGUCAACAAAUAUUCCAUUGUACGUCAAAGUAGCAAUUCAGAUCAAAUUACCGUAUAUACU
This is a messenger RNA of Pseudovirgaria hyperparasitica, 1650 nucleotides long. RefSeq lists its product as uncharacterized. The transcript is spliced from 2 exons. The record is from RefSeq and is a predicted model, not a curated record. Bases 252 to 1568 code for a protein of 438 amino acids. NCBI's taxonomy places the organism in Eukaryota, Fungi, Ascomycota, Dothideomycetes, Acrospermales, Acrospermaceae.